Molecule: messenger RNA, 6309 nt
Organism: Pundamilia nyererei
Lineage: Eukaryota; Metazoa; Chordata; Actinopteri; Cichliformes; Cichlidae
Product: protocadherin-15-like
Exons: 37
Coding region: 419-5719 (1766 amino acids)
Biological process (GO): sensory perception of sound; inner ear development; homophilic cell-cell adhesion
Cellular component (GO): plasma membrane; stereocilium
Molecular function (GO): calcium ion binding
Source: RefSeq, a predicted model, not a curated record
UCGUAGUUACCUUGUGACUCCCACACUGGGGACUUAAACUAAAGGAGACUAGAGCAGAGGAAGACUAUCUUUACCGCACGAAGGCGAAGAGCAUGGCAUGAAGAGCAUCGCUUCUUUUUCUUCUUCCUCCUUUUCUUUUUCUUUCUUUUGUGUGACUUGAAAAUAAACUACUCGAUGUUUCUCUCGUCUUGAAGGGACCGACAACGGGAUUUUCUUCUUCCCCCCUCAAUACACACAAAAGUGGGGUCAGUCCUUAACCGAGGCGGGUGGAUGAGUUGUGUGGAUGUUAUUUCUUGGAUUUUUUCCACCGGGCUGUGUGUUACCGCGGCCCAAAGACAGCAACAGUGUGCGGAAAAGUAGAUUUGUGUGUGAAACAUAUGGCUUCAACGAGGACGACACGCUGGAUGCUUGGUGAAGCAUGGUGGUGAAGAUGGUUAGAAUGCACUUAACGGGGCCGCUGUCAUGGGGCUGGUGCAAAUGGUCAAGUGUAACAGGAAUGGGAGUCCUGUAUCUGCUGAUGCUAUCAACCUGCCUUGGCCAAGACACGGAAGACUGGCAAUAUGAGGAAUGCAAACUUUCCCGCUCGGGUCCUCCUGCUACCAUAGUUGCCAUCGAUGAAGAAAGCCCCAACGGAACAUUGUUGGUGGACAACAUGCACAUCAACGGCGUGGCUGAAGGUCCGGAUCGAACCAUCUCUCUGUCCCUGAGGGACAACAACGAUCGCUGGGUCAUUCUUGACCCUUCCAAACAAGCCCUUUACCUAAACAGCACGGGACGGGUUCUGGACAGAGAUCCCCCCUCGUACAUUCACUCCAUCGUGGUUCAGGUUCAGUGUACCAAUGAGCUGAUAGGCACUGUGAUUUUACACGAGGUCCGCAUCGUUGUUCGAGACCGCAACGACAACGUGCCCCGUUUCCAGCAGCCGAGAUACUACGUCGCCGUGAAUGAGCUGACUCCAGUUGGAACGACUAUCUUUUCUGGUUUCUCAGGAAACAAUGGAGCAACAGACAUUGAUGACGGUCCCAAUGGACAGAUAGAGUACACCAUCCAGUACAAUCCGAGAGACCCGACAGCUAACAGAACCUUUGACAUCCCGCUGACACUGUUUGGCUCUGUAGUUCUCAGAGAAAGACUCAACUAUGAGGAUAUAACAAGAUACCUAGUCAUCAUACAAGCUAAUGAUCGAGCCCCUAAUCCAAGUGACCGUCGAACAGCCACCACCACACUAACUGUGGAUGUACUGGACGGUGAUGAUUUGGGUCCAAUGUUUCUACCAUGUACGCUUGUGGGAAAUACCCGUGAUUGUAGUCCCAUCACGUAUAAGGCUAAUGUGCUUGAGCUGACCGAGCCGAGUAAGGUGAAUCCGCUCAAUGUGACUCCACCCAUACAAGCUGUGGACCAGGACAGAAACAUACAACCUCCCUCUGACAGGCCGGGGAUCCUGUAUUCCAUCCUUAUUGGCAAACCAGAGUCCUAUGUAGAAUAUUUCCGCUUAAACAGAACCACAGCAGAACUUCUGCUACUGAAGCCCAUCGACAGAGAGCACUACCACAGAUUUGAUCUGGUGAUCAAGGCAGAACAGGACAACGGCCACCCCCUGCCAGCUUUCGCCAGCCUUCAAAUCGAAGUUCUGGAUGAAAACAACCAGGCACCCUACUUCCUGCAGCCUAGUUACCAUGGCUACAUCAGUGAGGCAUCGCCAGUGGGAACCACCAUAGCGACCAGCGCCAGCCUAUCUGUACCACUGGCCAUAAUAGCACUGGAUAAUGAUGUGGAGGAGACACGGGAUCCGCAGCUUCAAUUCUCACUGGACAGCUAUUCUCAUGUUUUCUCUGUAUCUGCUACUGGAAUCAAAAGAUACCUCACUCUGGUGCAGCCUGUCGACAGAGAGACACAAGACUCCUACACAUUCACGCUUGUAGCAUCAGACGGUGUCCAGGAGAGCACUGCAGUUACCGUGGCCAUAACAGUGUUGGAUGCUAAUGACAACACUCCAACCUUUCCUAACGUUUCCUAUAAUGUGAACCUGUUUAUCGACAUGAUGCCUGGAGAAGCCGUGUUACAGCUGUCAGCAUUUGACUCUGAUGCAGGUCAAAACGGUCUCAUCACGUAUCGGAUUUUGGCUGGUCACCAAGGACACUUUGUCAUAGGCAACAGCAGUGGGAUCAUCACUGUGGCACCAGGCGUGCAGCUAAGUGUUGGGCAGAGCUAUGCGUUGACCGUAGAAGCCAUGGACAACGGGCCUGAACCCCACCGAAGGUCAUCCAUUACUACGGUCUACAUUGAAGUUUUGCCACCAAACAACCAGAGCCCUCCUCGUUUUCCGCGGCAACAAUACAACUUGGAGAUCAGUGAAGCUAUGAGGACUGGGGCUACACUUCUUAAUCUGCAGGCAGUGGAUCGGGAGAGGGACCCCAUAACCUACAAAAUCCAAAGCGGAGACAUCCAGGAACAUUUUGCACUACAACAAAAUUCAGGCUGUUUGGUUCUGGACAAACCUCUGGACAGGGAGACUCUGGAUUAUUACACCCUGGUGGUGACAGCCUCAGACGGACACCCAGAAGGAACGUCUACAGCGACGGUGAACAUUGUGGUGACUGACGUUAAUGACAACGACCCGCUGUUCGAUACUUCCCUGCCAGUGAACCUCACUGUCAUUGAGGAGCAGAAACACGCCUACGUUGGACAGGUUAAGGCUACAGAUCCAGAUCUGGGGGCAAGCGGUCAGGUCCAUUAUCGGCUCGUCAACCACCAGGGGCUGUUUUCCAUCAAUGCCACUGGAACCAUUACAACUGCAGUGCCACUGGACAGAGAGGUUAAAGGCCAUUACUAUCUCACGGUUGAAGCCUGGGAUGGUGCAGAGAAUCCACGGCGAUCCAGAUUAACACUUCGUGUCACCGUUCUGGAUAUAGACGACAACAGCCCAAUAUUCACCCAACAAACUUACAAUGUCAAUCUACCGGAGAACAGCCCAAAGGGCACUGUUAUAUUACAAUUAAAGGCGACAGACGCUGACCUCAACUCCAACCUUACUUACCGAAUCAGAACCGAAGGCUCGGACCAGGACAUCACUCAGCUGUUCCACAUCGACUCCAGAACAGGCGAGCUUUCAGUUCUCAAGGUUCCGGACUUCGAGGCUCUGUCUGAGUCAGAGCCCACAUACACGUUCACUGUAGAGGCCCUGGACACAAAGGGAAACAUGCCUCCUGGACUAGCCUCUGUUACAGUCAGAAUAACGGACAUGAAUGACUUUUCUCCAGUAUUCAGCCAGUCAGUGUACCGAGGCAUGGUUGCCCCUAAUGCUGUCAAGGGAACCAUCGUAACCACAGUGAUGGCCAAUGACUCUGACCCUGCGGGUACUCCAGCAGGUUUAGUACGUUAUAAGGUGGACCAGGAGGCGUAUCCAUACUCAGCCAGUAUAUUUGGCGUAGAAGAACAGACCGGACGUGUGGUUACCAGAGUGAACCUGAACGAGGAGCCGAACAUGAAGUUCAGCCUGGUGGUGGUGGCAUACGAUCAUGGUGAGCCUGUAAUGAAGAAUACAACUCUGGUAGAGAUCACAGUCCUUCAGCCCUCUGUUAUCCCUGUCUUCACCCGGGAAGAAUACAGGUUUCUGCCAGUCAGCGAGGAGGCUGCUGUUGGAACCCCAGUGGGAGUCAUCUUAGCAUCUGCUGUCAAUCAAACUAUCGUGUACUCCAUCAUCGAAGGCAACGAGGGUGGUGUGUUUGCUUUAAAUGAAACAACAGGAGUCAUUUACACUGCCAAACCCCUGGACUAUGAGACCAAUGCCAGCUAUGUUUUGAAGGUAGAGGCGGACUCCAUGAGAGUGGUGUCUUCAAACCUGCGAGCUCCCUCAAAAACUAACACAGCUAAAGUGGUGAUUGAUGUCCAGGAUGAAAAUGACCAUGCGCCAGAAUUCAUUAGACCUCUCUACAUUGGAGGAGUUGCAGAAGACUCCAAAACCUUCACCUCAGUCUUGCAAGUACAGGCCCUGGACAAAGACACUGGUAACUACAGUUCUAUAAUAUACCGUCUGAUCGUCCCCCCUCCAGCUAGUAAAGACACUAAAGACACCAAAGAUGGCUUUAUCAUUGAACCGUACAGCGGCGUUGUGAAGACUGCUAUCAUGUACCGCAAUAUGAGGAGGUCGUAUUUUAAGUUUGAGGUGGUUGCUACAGACAACUAUGGUCAAGGACACAGCAGCAAAGCAGACAUAGUGGUGUCAGUCGUGAACCAGCUGGACAUGCAGGUCGUUGUAUCAAAUGUCCCUCCUACGUACGUGGAGAAAAACAAAGAGAAGCUUCUGAGCAUUUUGGAACGCUAUGUCCAGGAACAGAUACCAGGAGCAAAGGUUGUCGUGGAAACCAUCGGGCCUCACCGCCAUGGGGAUGGGAUGGAGCAGGAAGACUACACCAAGUCAGACCUUAUGAUUUAUGCCAUCGACCCACUGACGAAUAGAGCUGUAUCAAGGCAGGAGCUCUACAAGUUUCUUGAUGGUAAACUUUUGGACAUCAAUAAAGAGUUUCAGCCCUUUCUCCCUCCUGGUGGCCGGAUUUUGGAAAUCCGAACUCCUGAAGUGGUUACCAGUGUAAAGAAAGCUGUGCAGACUGUAGGCUACACAGAGGGGGCGCUGUUGGCUCUGGCUGUCAUUAUCAUUAUCUGUUGUGUACCCGCCAUACUGAUUGUCAUAAUCACCUACAAACAAUUCAAAGAGCGUCAAGCAGAGUGUGCCAAAACAGCCCGCAUCCAGAUGGCACUGCCAACAGGCAAACCUGGGGGAGGCACUGCCAACAACCUGUAUGAAGAGCUGGGUGACAACGCCAUGUACGACCUUCCUCAGUACGGCAGCCGCAGGAAGCUGAUCUCGCCCUCUGGCCUCUAUGAUGAAUAUGGAGAAGUCGUUGUUGACGAUGACGGCAGCUACUACUACAGCCCACAGGAGUCUGAUGGAGAGCAGGGCAGCAGAAAACGUCGGGUCAAGUUGGUGUUUGACCGAGAGUACGAGACCAGCUCCACGGGUGAGGAAAGCGCACCAGAAACCCAACGUGGGCGCUUGUCCUCCACCCACAACAGCCAAGUCAACGUUAACGGGAGCAUCUACGUGGCCCAGAAUGGCUCCAUCAUCCGCACCCGACGCUCAGUAAACACCACAGGGCCCACGCAAACCACUACUACGAACAACAACCUCAAACUCCCCUCUCCUAUCUUCAGCUCAAGGCUGGCAAAGCACUUUAAAAAACUAGACAAAAUGGCUGCCACACUGGAAGAAAGAGUUCCCCUGAACAGCUUCAGAACGACGCCGGACGGCGGGUGCAACACACUCCGCACCUUCCAGAGCUCGGGAACGGUUGCCACCACGACAACCACGUCCUCUUUCUCCAACCCUGACAGCAAAACGCUGAAUGUGUUCAACACGCGACAAUCCAGCGUUUCUUCAGGGUCAACCACCACCAGCAACGCAGGCCCGGAAAGCGUGGCGUCGAAAUCGAACCUGCUCAAAGCGGCACAGGAAGGCACGGAGCAGCCCCAGAGCACAGCGGAGAGAAACGAGUCGGAAGAAGGUGAGAGAGAGUCCAAGGUAGACGGCAGUAACGACGACACGGACGGACUCGUCAUCAGAGAGCCGCUGGAGUGCCCGAGUGACAGAACGCAGUCGGACGAGGAGGAGUUAUGGAUGGGGCCGUGGAACAGCCUUCACAUACCCAUGACCAAACUCUGACUGAACGCUACGCCACUGUGCUCGUUCCAUAUUGCCAAGAUCACUGAAACAUUGAGACAUGAUUUCUGUUCAUUAGUUGUGGAACUAACAGGGAUGCUCCAGGUCAAUUGGAAGAAAUCUAAUUACAUGAUUUGCUAGUCUGUUGUUUGUGAUGGAAGAUUCCUCACAUAUCAGCUAGUAGAACUUUAUUUUAUUUACAUUCAGAGAAGUGAUGGAACUAUAUUUGAAGCAAAAACAGAACAAAUUCAUUGGCGUUUAAUUGGUUAUUUGGAUUACUUAUUAAAUGUCACUUUUUUGUACCUUCUCCACUGAAACUGACCUGAUUUCAGAGCUGCAACACCUUUAGAAAACUGGACCUAAACUGAGAGGACUUAUAUUUUUACUUUGAUAGCAGAGGCAAAGGUGCGUGAACUUUUUAAUGGCCCUUUAAGCGACUGGUGUCUGUAUGGACUCAUUCAGUAUUACGACUACUGACGCAACUCAUCUUGAAUUUGCCUGACAUGUUUCAUUAACACAUGAAGUCGUGUAUUGUUCACACUUGCCUUUUUAUCCUUGUAAAGUUGCUUAGCAGACUUUAUCCAAAUAAAAUU